This is a messenger RNA of Python bivittatus (Burmese python), 5561 nucleotides long. The record is from RefSeq and is a predicted model, not a curated record. NCBI's taxonomy places the organism in Eukaryota, Metazoa, Chordata, Lepidosauria, Squamata, Pythonidae.
CAUAUAAGCAUUUUUCUUCCUCUCCCAGCUCCCAGACCCUGGACAGUGCCAACAUGGUGUGCUAGCGGUUCCAACGAGGGCCCUGCUUCCACCAUGCCUGUGCAGGCAGCGCAGUGGACGGAGUUCCUGUCCUGCCCGAUCUGUUACAAUGAGUUUGAUGAGAACGUGCACAAGCCCAUCAGCCUUGGCUGCUCGCACACCGUCUGCAAGACCUGCCUGAGUAAGCUGCACCGCAAGGCCUGCCCCUUUGACCAGACGGCCAUCAACACUGACAUCGACGUGCUUCCCGUCAACUUUGCGCUUCUCCAGUUAGUUGGAGCCCAGGUGCCUGAUCGCCAGACUAUCAAGCUAAGCAACCUUGGAGAGAACAAGCACUACGAGGUGGCGAAGAAAUGCGUGGAAGACCUGGCACUUUAUUUAAAGCCGCUGAGCGGAAGCAAGGGUGUGGCUAGCUUAAAUCAGAGCACGCUGAGCAGGCCUAUGCAACGGAAGCUGGUGACCCUGGUGAAUUGUCAGCUGGUGGAAGAAGAGGGCCGCAUCAGGGCCAUGAGGGCAGCUCGCUCCCUCGGGGAGAGGACCGUCACCGAGCUGAUCUUGCAGCACCAGAACCCUCAGCAACUUUCUGCCAACCUCUGGGCUGCUGUUCGGGCCAGGGGGUGCCAGUUCCUCGGGCCGGCUAUGCAGGAGGAAGCCCUGAAGCUGGUGCUGCUUGCCCUGGAGGACGGCUCGGCCCUUUCCCGCAAAGUCCUGGUGCUUUUCGUUGUCCAGAGGCUGGAGCCGAGGUUCCCUCAGGCGUCAAAAACCAGCAUCGGCCACGUGGUGCAGCUGCUGUAUCGGGCCUCCUGCUUCAAGGUCACCAAGAGGGAUGAGGACUCCUCUCUGAUGCAGCUGAAGGAGGAGUUCCGCAGCUACGAGGCCUUGCGGAGGGAGCACGACGCUCAGAUUGUGCACAUCGCCCUGGAAGCUGGUCUUCGGAUCUCUCCUGAGCAGUGGUCUUCCCUCCUCUAUGGCGACUUGGCCCACAAAUCCCACAUGCAGUCCAUCAUCGAUAAGCUCCAGUCCCCGGAGUCCUUUGCAAAAAGUGUGCAGGAGUUAACCAUUGUGCUGCAGCGAACAGGUGACCCUGCAAACUUGAAUAGGCUUCGUCCCCAUUUGGAACUUUUGGCUAACAUAGAUCCAAAUCCAGAUGCAGCAUCUCCAACAUGGGAGCAGCUAGAAAACGCCAUGGUGGCUGUUAAGACGGUUGUCCAUGGUCUUGUAGAUUUCAUCCAGAACUACAGCAGAAAAGGCCCUGAAACUCCACAGCCGCAGCCAAACAGCAAGUACAAAACCAGCAUGUGCCGCGACCUGAGGCAGCAAGGCGGGUGCCCGCGCGGGACCAACUGCACCUUUGCUCACUCGCAGGAGGAGCUGGAGAAGUAUCGGCUAAGAAACAAGAAGAUCGGUGCCACCGUGAGAACCUUCCCUCUGCUUGGAAAAGCCAGCCUCGCAAGUACCAUCCCCCCCGCAGUGGGGAAUGUCAUUUCCAUCAUAGGCAACACGGAUCCGGCGGGGAAGACCGCGUCAAGUCCCAAUGGGAGCACCAGCCCAGAGAGCGGCGUGCCCCAGCUGAUUCCCCGCUGCGCCAACACUGCUUCAUUACGGACUCUGGAGCACGUGAAGAAAGGGGGGAAAGCCGGGACCAAUGGCCAGAAUCCUUCUGGGUCUCCCACAGAGCCUCUGCCUGAACAUAAAAUCGGCUCCCCUCCAAAAACUCCUGUCAAUCAGACCGCAGCUACCUCAGCCGGCCCCCUUCCUCCCCCUCCUCCCCUUCCUCCCCCUCCUCCUCUUGCUGGCACCGAGAUGAGCCCCAUCACCCCCAAAUCCAGCCCUUUCACCACCCGAGUGCCCAUCUACCCAGCUCACUCAGACAGCCUUCCGUAUUUCCAAGAUCCCCGGGCUCACCUCUCCUACGAAGCUGCACCCUACCCGCAAACAGGAUACUAUCCGGCACCCCCAACGGUCCCUGCUAGUGUGCCUCCGUGCCUCCCUCGCUUUGUGAGGUCCAGCAGCGUCUCCGAAUCCCCUCUCCCGCCUGCCUCGGUACCAUACAGUGAACAUUACAGCACGUUUCCAUCUCGGGACAGACUGACUGCCGCUUACCAGCAGGCGCAGGCACAGCCAUAUGGGCCGGUCCCCCCGGUCCCCUCUGGGAUGUACGCACCGGUUUACGACAGCCGGCGUAUUUGGCGGCCGCCGAUGUAUCAGAGGGACGAUAUCAUCCGGAGCAACUCUUUACCUCCCAUGGAAGUCGCCCACCCCUCUGUCUACCAGAACUUUCUGCGGGAAAGAUACAGCUCUGUGGACAGCUACUGUUCGGUGCCCUGCCAGUUGCCAGCGGAGCAGAGGGCCGUGCCUUGGUCGAGGGAACCUUGCGGCCACCUGAAGCCUGCUUACGAUGACCCUCUCAGAAGGAAGCCAGAACAGUGGGCUCCUUGCCACACCCCGAAAAUGCCCCUCGUGACUUCUGCUCUUCCUGCAGCUACACCCUCUCCAUCAUCACCUUCUCCUCUCUUCGGUGUGGACUUCGGCUCUGAAUUCAGUGAGAACUCCAGCAGCUUGAGCAGCACGAAGUAUGAGGACGACCAGCUUUGCCAUUACUCGCCUUGGUCCUGCGGCACCAUCAGCUCAUGCAUCAGCGCGGUUGAGUCUGAACCCAAGGACGUCUUGGCUAAUUCCAGCACGGUGCUCCUAGAUCUGGACAGCGGAGACCCCAAGAGGCAGGUGCACCUCUUUGAAACCCAGAGGAAGGCCAAGGAGGAGGACCCCAUCAUCCCUUUCAGCGACGGGCCAAUCAUCUCCAAGUGGGGGGCCAUCUCCAGGUCGUCGCGGACAGGCUACCACACCACGGACCCUGUUCAGGCCACUGCUUCCCAAGGAAGCGCUACCAAACCCAUCAGCGUGUCAGAUUACAUCCCCAGCGUCAGCACGGUGGACUUGAGGUGGGGCUCCUACACUUCAGAUUCUACUUCCUCAGCGCCUUUCGCAGAACGGGACCGCUUCAUUGCUGCUGACGGAUCAGCCCCAAGAAAGCAUUCGAGUACCGGGGACCUCCUGAGUAUUGAGUUGCAGCAGGCCAAAAGCAACUCGAUGCUGCUGCAGAGGGAGGCCAACGCCCUUGCCACGCAGCAGAAAUGGAGCACCUUGAGGGAAGGCAGUCCCCUCGCCUUGAAGCUUUUAAGCAAGGAAAUGGAGCUGAGGAAUGGCGAGGCUGACUACCCCGAGGACGGUGCGGACCCCAAGUCUGACCGAGACAUUGAACUAGAGCUUUCAGCCCUUGACGCUGAUGAGGCCGAGGGGCAGGGAGAGCAAAUGGAAGAGAGGCCGGGCCUGCAGCUUGGCAUUAGCGAUCAAACCGACAACCUCUUCAGUGGGUCAGCUCUGGAGAACGGCCGCCCCGUGGAGCAGCCCCAGGUGGACCCCAGGCAGCCAAAGAGGCCUCUCCUGCACGAAGACCUGGCUAUUCUGACCUUGACUGCUGGAGGAAGCGUCUGGGAAUCAAUUGUUUACAUACCGUUGUCUCUUCCUCUGGUGCCAUCACACUCAGAAAACUCCCUUUCAGCUGGCCUUGUUUCUCAGAUAUCUCUUUUUAUUUUAGUUUGGAGUAGGCAGGGAACUCUCCUGCCUUAUGGGAAAAAGAAAAGCGAUAAACAGAGAAUUGCAGGUAGACGAAAACAGCUGAAAUGCGAGCGAGGUCCCUUCUUCCCCCACCAGCUUUCACAACCAAACACUGGCGUCUUGCUGUGAAACUCUUGUCUUUUUGGGUGGGUGCUAAUCGUGUCUAGUUGCAUCUCCAGUAGUGUUCCUCUCUCUUUGCAAGCAGAGCAGCGGUCCCGAGGCAGCCAGAUGAGGACCAGGGCCUGUUUUAAGGCUCUGAUUUUGCGAAGCUAGGUCAGAUGAGAAGACCGCUCCUCCCUUGGUGAACAAGUAGCACUGUUACAGAGAAAUGAAGGAGACGUUCUGGCUCUCAGGUGCGCGUGCCCCCCCCACCACACACACACACACAUACACACACAUGCUGUAGCAGCAGAAAAGAGUAGAAGUAGGUCCCUUUCCAGGCCUUCAGCUACUGGAUUUCGAGCACGAACGGAGUGAUGGCCACACUCCUUCGGUCGAUGAUACCCACUGUUUGCAUUGGAGCAGACUUGGGGGGAGAAUCAGUGUUAAGAAGAGCUUUGCAGGGAAAGUUUGGCACUGCAGAAACGGGGUCGUGCUAGUCUUGAGUAGGCAGAUUUUCACAGCGCAUCUCCUGCGCAGGUUUUCCAUCAGCAGCAAGCAGUGGAGUUGUGCCUCAGUCGCUCUGAUACCGGGAGAGACGUUUCAUCCUUGCUGAAUAUGUUGUUUUGUGCAGAAAGGCAGUGGAGGACUGUGUGGGUCUGCAAGGAAGUUCAGAGUGUUCCUUCUGCAGAGAGCACAUGGUGAACACACAACAGCCAGAAUAGAUGAGCGAAGAAUAACCUUUAAAACAUAGAAAUCCAGAUCAGUUGUUCUGAGUGUUGUCUUUCAUAAAAAAAUUUUUUAAAAAGCCUUUGCAGAGCUUAGCCCGCUGUGCUGACUAGGUUUUGCUCAAUGUGAUGAGAAAAGGGUGCUGACAAUUUUGCGACCUGGUUUUUGUGAGCAGGUAUAUUUCCCCAGUAUUUAUUAUCUUGUCCUUUGCGAAGUUUAAAUCUGAGUGCACGUCUCUGCAACCGUGUAGAGAAUAAGUGAACUACGCGCUAUCCAGGGGUUAAGUUUGUUUUUAAGCACCUUGUAUUCAGGAAGACUCUUCAUCUAUUAUGGACUAGAGACGUAAAUUAAGAAUGCGAUGACAGAUAUGCCAGCUCUUUCAAUGCUCAGUUAUUUCCUUCACGUUGGGGAGGGUCCCAGUACCAUCGUUUGAUAGCAAAGUGGCGUGCCUUCUGGGCGUGUCAGACUGCAAAAUCCAUCAUUCACAGCCAAUAAGUCUACUUGCUUUGGUUGGAUAUGUUGGGGGGUGCAGUCCAGUACGCCUGGGGAGCACUAAGAUAUCCCACAGUAAGAUGUCAGAAGGAUACGUGACAAAGGGAAGAUUUUUCCACACACGUUCGUACGCCUAGGCUUUGGCAAAGCUUUAAUGGACUUUUUAUAUACUUGACAAAGUCUACCAUUAAAGGACUUCUGGCUGUAUCUGCAAGUGCCAGAGAACAGAGACAAAGCUCAUUUGCACAGAUCCUACCUACUCCCCAGAUGAGUUCUCGGUUAUUUAGUCCAAGGCAUAGGAAAUGCAUGCAUUUCUUCUUUUUUUGGGCGGAUAAAUCCAUUAUACUGUAGUUGUGAUACAACACGUGUGGCUUUUCUUUCUACUGCACACACCUACUGUACAGCCACUCCAGAGUAUUGUAAUUUAGCAUGCAGUAUCUACUCUUCACGUUUACACUAUAUACUGCAUAUAUUCUUUUCCCUGAAAGUUAAAAGGAAAGAAAAAAAAAGACUUUGUUUUCUUAAGUUGAUUUAAGAUUUUAUAAACCUGCUUAGUCUAGACCAGUGUUUCUCAACCUUGGCAA